This is a messenger RNA of Xiphias gladius (swordfish), 1554 nucleotides long. It is a transcript of the gene serpine3, whose product is annotated as serpin peptidase inhibitor, clade E (nexin, plasminogen activator inhibitor type 1), member 3. Gene Ontology annotation, molecular function: serine-type endopeptidase inhibitor activity. Bases 261 to 1520 code for a protein of 419 amino acids. Lineage: Eukaryota; Metazoa; Chordata; Actinopteri; Istiophoriformes; Xiphiidae. The record is from RefSeq and is a predicted model, not a curated record. Gene Ontology annotation, biological process: negative regulation of endopeptidase activity. The transcript is spliced from 9 exons.
AUGACUACAGGCUGCCUCAGUGAGAGACGACCGGGGGGACCGGAUCAGAGACAGCAGAGGGGCUGACUCAGCGACGAGGACAAAGCCGCUGACGGAGACCGACGGCCGGGGACAGCGGAGGACACAUCUCCCCCCUGCGGAGGCUGGAUGGUCGGUGCCAGUCCGAGAGAACGAGCGGAGUGAAACGGAUACUACCUCACCUGUCUGCAGACCACCUGUUACCACCCCGAGGACACUUCCCCUCCUGCCGCUCUAAGGAAAUGCGUCGCCUGCCCCUGGCUUCGCUCUUCCUUUGCUUCUGGUUGGUGGAGAGAAGCCACUGCAACGGCAGCCUCCAGGACAGCAUGGGAGAGAUGCACACCAGGUUCGCCGUCAGCCUCUACCAGACGCUCACCGAGACAGAGAACAACUCCAACCUGAUCGUGUCUCCGGUGAGCGUCUCCUUGUCCCUGGGGCUGCUGCAGCUCGGCGCCAGGGGCAACACGCUGGCUCAGCUGGAGGGAACGCUGGGAUACAAUGUGAACGAUGCCCAGGUACAAGACUUCCUGUUGCACUCACAGGGUGACAUGAGCAACACCAGCCAGGGGAUGUGGCUGCAGCAGACCUGCACGUUAUUCAUCCAAAAUGGUGUCCAGCUCCUGACUGACUUCAAACAACAUGCAGCGGCUUGGGCCAACACCAGCGUGGUCCGAACCAACUUCAGCCAACCCAACCACACGCGCAGCCAGCCGGAGAGAUCGGGCCACAACAACGAUGACAAGUGGCCCCUGCAGGCAGGAAGCAGCAGCGGUGAGCUGUCGGGCUCGGGCGAGGCCCAGGCAGAGGCCCUGUGGUGGGGCCACCGGCUGCAGAUGGCCCUGGUCAACACAGUGGCCUUCAGGGGUGUCUGGCAGAAGCAGUUCCUCUUCACCAACACCCAGAACCUGCCCUUUACCCUCUCUGAUGGGACUGCCAUCAAGGUGCCUAUGUUGUAUCAGGCUACAGAGGUCAGCUUUGGUCAGUUCAGGACAGCAUCAGACCAGCGUUACACCGUGCUGGAGCUGCCGUACCUGGGCCACUCUCUCAGCCUGCAGGUGAUCCUGCCCAGCGAGAGGAAGACACCGCUGUCCUCCCUCGACUCCCAGCUCAACGCUCGCCAGGUGGCGUCCUGGGACGCCGGCCUGCGCAGAACCAAGAUGGACAUUUUCCUACCCAGGUUCAGAAUGCAGAACAAGUUCAACCUGAGGUCAGUGCUUCCCGCCAUGGGCAUCAGUGAUGCUUUUAACCCAACGGCUGCUGAUUUCACUGGAAUAUCAGUGGAGGAGGGUCUUUAUGUGUCUGAUGCCUUCCACGAAGUGAGAAUAGAAGUCACAGAAGAUGGGACAAAGGCCGCUGCUGCCACAGCUAUGGUGCUACUCAAGCGAUCUCGUGCCCCUGUGUUCAAGGCGGACCGGCCGUUCUUAUUUCUGCUACGACAGAUUAACACAGGAUCCGUCUUAUUCAUGGGCCGAGUGAUGAACCCAGCUGACCAAGCACCCUAAAAGUUUCAUACACGAACACACACACACACACACG